Paraglomus brasilianum is the source of this 180-nucleotide messenger RNA. The record is from the annotation of a GenBank genome assembly. Lineage: Eukaryota; Fungi; Glomeromycota; Glomeromycetes; Paraglomerales; Paraglomeraceae.
AUGAAAGUUACGGUGGUUAAGUUUUUGUUUAUACUUGUCAUCAUUGUGGUAUUUCUCGAAUCGGGGAUCGUACUAGCACACCCGGAAGCGGCGAAAUUCAAGAAACGAUCAAAACGAUCACCACUUCCCCAGGCUAAGAUGGAUAAAAAGUUCGAGAUUCCUCCAGAUUACGUGGUGUGA